Molecule: messenger RNA, 2080 nt
Organism: Dendrobium catenatum
Lineage: Eukaryota; Viridiplantae; Streptophyta; Magnoliopsida; Asparagales; Orchidaceae
Product: WEB family protein At2g38370
Exons: 2
Coding region: 105-1820 (571 amino acids)
Source: RefSeq, a predicted model, not a curated record
UUCUGCUCUUCUCGCUUAAACUUCUGCCCUUCUGUCUACUCAUUUUGGAGCUCAAGUCGAUCGAAGGGUAGAAAGAGAGUGCAUAUGUGUGCGUGUGAGAUUUGAUGGUGACUGCGCCCCAAUUUUCGGCUUCAAGGGAGAAUGAGGGAGUUGCAUUGCCCGAAACCCUAGCUUCAUGCGAGGGCUCGAAGACAAUGGCUAUAGAGGGAAAACGGAGAGCGGAGAUUGACACCUCGGCUCCCUUUGAAUCCGUUAAGGAGGCCGUAGAUCUGUUCGGAGGGAGUGCCGUCUGGAAAUCUCAGCUCAAGCAGCUCUUCCACCCUGGCAAACAUCAUUCUGCUGAGGAGCUAGAGUUUAGGAAUGUUCAGGAACAGACUUCUCGGGUGGUGAAGGAUCUCAUGGCAAAAGAACAAGAGACUCUUCAGGCUUUGAGUGAACUUGAAAUGACUAAAAAAAUUGUUGAUAGAUUGAAAUCCCAAUUACAUGAAGAAUCGUCUCAAGUAUAUAUAUUUACUGAAUCAUUAUCAGGUGAUGUAAAGUUCCAACCCGCCGUGGAUCACAAAGGAGAAAUUACACGUGUGGAUUCACUCCAUGCAGUUAUGCAUGCAGUGCCGUCUCCUGGUUCAAUUUUAGUCGAGCUCAAGCAAGCAAAGAUGAAUCUGGGAAUGACAACAAGCAAUCUGGCUGACAUACGAACUUCCAUUAAAUCAUUCAACCUUAAAGUAGGGGAGGAGAAAGCCUUACUCAAGGAAACCGUUGAAAAGCUUUCGUUGAAAAGAGCUAAUGUCUCUUCCUUAGAAGAAGAAUUGAAGCAUAUUACCUUGAGGUUGCAGUUCACAAAAGAUGCAAAAGAUAUACGUAAUGACGAUCCUGCAUGUACCUCAGUGGAGAUCAACCAUCUGCUUUUUGUGAGGGAACAGUUUAGGCAUGCAACCGAAGCUUCUAAGUCUGAAGUAUUCAGGCUAACUCAUGAGAUUGAAGAUAUGAAGGCUGCCAUUAAGGCUACUGAAAUUAGGUGGCUAGCUGUGAAGAAGAUGGAAGAAGAAAGCAAAGCUGCUGAAGCUGCUGCACUUGCUCAGAGUAAAGCUCUAUUAAACUGCAACAGUUCAACUGCAUGUUUGCAAAACAACUCUACAGUAAUCUUGUCGAUUAAAGAAUAUGUCCAGCUAACUCAGAAAGCUCAGGAGGCUGAUGAAUCCUCAAGGAAUAAAAUUGAAGCUGCCUUGCUCGAGCUAGAAAGAGCAAACCAAUCUAAGCUGGAACUGAUGGGUAAAAUUGAGGAAGCUACAGAAGAUUUAAAAACCAGGAGGAAGGUCUUAGAAGAGGCUCUGAGCAGGGUAGAAACCGUAAACAGUGGAAAGAGGGCAGUUGAAGAAGCUUUUAGGAAAUGGAGAUCUGAGCAUGGGCAUAAGGGACGCCAUAUUUACAACACUACCAAAUUUAAAAACUCUUACCCAGGUCAUCAUAAACGAGACUCCAAUAUGCUUGACUGUAAUGAGAUGAAUUUGAUUACAGAUGAUCCAAGGAAUGGGUUGAAGCAUACAUUAUCUAUAGGAGAAAUACUUAGUAGGAAAUUAGUAGGUCCUGAUGAUUAUAAUAUAGGAAUAUCUGAUAGAUCUAAUGGCAAAGCUACAGUUUCACUUGGUCAAUUAAUAAAUAGAAGAACGGGAGUUCUAUCUCCUCAGAAUGGUCGUGGACCUACUCUCAAGUUGCAUACCAGGAUGAGGAAGAAAUUUGUCUUUGUAGGUUUAUCGCAUGUCUCGAUAAAUGACGGCUUGAGGAAGAACAUGAAGAGAAAACAGAUUCCGGAUCUCAGGUAAUGCUUAAUGGAGGAAAGCUGGUAGGUUUAGCGUUUUCCAAGAAUUUUCAGUUAUAUAUUAGGUAUUAUUUCUGUUGUUAACUGAGCAAGUGAAAUUAUCCUUGGCAAUUAGAGGAUGGAUUCCUCACCGGCGUAGUGAUGUUACUUUAUCUGUUAUGUUUGUAAUCAUACCUGUUCUAAUUCUGGUCGAUAUCCUUGCAACUUAGGUUUCUUGUCCUCUUUGUUAAGUUUACAUUGUCUUAGUGUACUCAAGUUGAGGUA